Molecule: messenger RNA, 2184 nt
Organism: Ananas comosus (pineapple)
Lineage: Eukaryota; Viridiplantae; Streptophyta; Magnoliopsida; Poales; Bromeliaceae
Exons: 10
Coding region: 289-1758 (489 amino acids)
Source: RefSeq, a predicted model, not a curated record
UCGUUCCGACUCCGAACGCGCUGCGACAUUUUAGCGCUUCACAUUCUCCUCUUUCCCGAAUCUCUUUGUUUUCUUCGGAGCCACGAUUUUUGAUCGUUCGAAUCCCCCUACGAGAUUUCGAAUCUGGGGAUUAGGGUUUCGGUAUUCAUCUCAAGGAAGAAGAGAAUAGGCCGAAUUAAGAAGAAAUUUCUUUUCAGGGCAACAUUUUACAUCAUGCUAAAUAUCCGAAGCAAAAUAUACAAUUUUUCUCCUACUUUCAGUUAAGUCUCAUAGAAUAUCUGUGCCAACAUGGAGGAUUGGCCAUCUAGACCAACACAGUCAUCUAGCACUUUAGUGGCUCGUGAUGGCUCGUCAGAUGAUAGCCAUAACUCCCAGCUCUUUCCCGCCAUUCCGGCUUUAAGCGAAGCUGCUAUUUAUCUUUCACAGACGACUUCAUAUAUUACGCAAUGCUUCUCAGGCUUUCCAGAGGACGGUGUACUUGAUGAGGGCCAGGAAUUAGUAACACUAACCGGGGGACAGGCUUCCGAUAGUUCUUCGCCAGUGAAUUGGUCUACAAUACGUGAUGAGUCGAAUAACGCCAGCUCUGAUCCAUCUACACAUGGUGAUGAAGGAACAAGCUUUAGUGGAAGCUCUUCUUUGAGUAGAACUGAACCCAUGUCAUCCACUCGCUUUUUUCAAAAUCGUACUUCACUAUUUCAAGACCUGGUAAAUCGGGCUCGAAAAACUGUCCGCGGCUCAGCAGAUGACAUAGGAUGGCUACAAAGGGAUCUGGGCAUGCCUCCAGUUGAAGAUGGAACAAAGCGAUUUCUUGAAUUGCUUGAGAGCGUAAGGAAGAAUGAGCACAAAUUGCCCAAUUCGAUGGUCUAUUUGUUGGUUCCCGGUAUGUUUAGCAAUCACGGACCCCUUUACUUUGUUCGUACGAAAACGUACUUCUCAAAGAUGGGUCUAACUUGCCAUAUAGCCAAAAUUCAUAGUGAGGCCUCGGUCGAUAAAAAUGCCAGGGAAAUAAAAGAAUAUAUAGAGGAAAUUUACUGGGGAUCUAAGAAACGUGUGUUAUUGCUCGGACAUAGCAAAGGGGGAGUCGAUGCGGCAGCAGCCCUGUGUCUUUACUGGUCCGAUCUCAAGGAUAAGGUUGCUGGGUUGGUAUUAGCACAGAGUCCGUACGGAGGCAGCCCAAUUGCUUCCGAUCUUUUGCGGGAAGGGCAGCUUGGGGACUAUGUCGGACUACGGAAAAUGCUCGAGAUCUUAAUAUGUAAAAUCAUUAAGGGUGAUUUGCAGUCUUUAGAAGACCUUACUUACGAGAAAAGAAAAGACUUCUUGCGGAAGCACCCGCUUCCUCAAGAACUCCCCAUAGUCUCCUUCCACACUGAGGCCAGCAUAAACCCUAGCGUCCUCGCCACCCUGUCUCACGUCGCACAUGUGGAACUCCCAAUUGCUGCCUCCCUCGUUGCCGACGGCCAACCAACCAGGCUCCCGGUGGUUAUGCCGCUCGCUGCCGCGAUGGCCGCGUGCGCGCAGCUCCUGCAAGUCAGGUACGGCGAGAGGAGCGACGGCCUCGUCACAAGGAAAGAUGCGGAAGUGCCUGGGUCGGUAGUGGUCCGGCCGGCGAGAAAGCUCGACCAUGCUUGGAUGGUGUACUCGUCCAUGAAGGACGAGCCCGGUGAGGCGGAUACAUCGCAGGUGUGCGAAGCGCUCCUCGCGUUGCUUGUCGAGGUUGCACAGAAGAGAGGGCACCGGAUUGCCAUGAAAGAUGAUUGAGAGACUGGUACUGCUUUGUGGUUGGUUACCUCUCUAUCAUUUGCUUAAUAUAAUUUCCAAAUUCUGUUGAUGUGUUGUGUAGUUCUUUCACAAGAGGGAGCUAUGUGCUCUCCCUCCCAUGUUUUGUUUCACUAGAUUGAGAAAGCACCGAAACACCAUUAAUGUUAUUCCAGUGGCAGAAGCACUUUUUGCCUGACUCAUUAGAGAAAUAAAAGCACACCAAAUGACGUUGAUCAUAGCAAUGAAGAUCCAAAUAAAAUCACUCGGAAGAGAGAUAGAGAGGCAUAACGAAUGUGCGGUGUACUGCUGUCCUUUUAACACUGCUGGGCUCGGGUUCGGAUUCGGAUUCGGGACUAAUCCAAUUGAAUAUUAAUUGAUGUUUGUGUGCAUAAAUGCUUAUCUAUACAUGUACAACUGUUAUGGUGA